Cydia pomonella (codling moth) is the source of this 1862-nucleotide messenger RNA. Its product is annotated as facilitated trehalose transporter Tret1-like. NCBI's taxonomy places the organism in Eukaryota, Metazoa, Arthropoda, Insecta, Lepidoptera, Tortricidae. Gene Ontology annotation, cellular component: membrane. The transcript is spliced from 9 exons. Bases 214 to 1683 code for a protein of 489 amino acids. The record is from RefSeq and is a predicted model, not a curated record. Gene Ontology annotation, biological process: transmembrane transport. Gene Ontology annotation, molecular function: transmembrane transporter activity.
UUCCUGUUUCCUUCUGAUACCUAGUUAUUAAAGUAUAGCUUUACUGUGCCAAAAGCUUGUCCCGCCAUAACGUUCUCACUCGCGUACGGAAUUCAGUAGCGGUCGCGCGCGGCAAUUGUUUGAAAUUCAAACUGUUUUUUUUUUACUUUACGGUUUCCGUGCGGUCAGUCCUUUAUAAUUUGUUUUUAAAUUGGAGUGUAUUAAAAAAGUAAAAUGUUAAAGUAUAAUACGGUGAAGAAAUAUUGUUCUGAAGGGAGCAGAAUUAACCAAGUGAUUAUGGCUUCUUUAAUGGUCUUCCCAGUAUUCUCUUACGGCAUGGCGAUCGGCUGGCUGUCCCCGAUGGGUCCGCGUCUCAUCAACGACCCGAGCCUGUCCGCGUCCGUGUCCACGGACGUGGUGUCGUGGAUGGCGUCCGUGGUGUACCUGGUGGGCACGCCGUCCGUUUUCCUCUUUGGAUACAUCGUGGAUAACUAUGGGAGGAAGAAGGCGCUCAUGUUCACUUCCUUCUCUAUGGCCACAUGUUGGGGUCUGAAACUCUACUCCACAUCUACAUGGGCGCUCAUCACCGCGCGAGCCAUUAUAGGUCUCGGCGUCAGCGGCUCCUACGUGGUCACCCCACUGUACAUCAAGGAAAUUAGCGAAGACUCCAUCCGUGGUACCCUCGGAACCCUGGUCGUCCUCAGCCAGAACCUUGGCAACCUGCUGGUGUACAUUCUGGGGGAAUAUUUGAGUUACCACGCGGUUCUGUGGAUCUGUCUGGCGGUGCCACUGGUACAUUUGUUGGUGUUUGCUACGAUGCCGGAAACGCCGUCGUAUUUGUUAAAGUGUGGGAAGGUUGAGGAAGCUCGAGAAGCUCUGGGAUGGCUGCGCUGUCGUCAGAGCUCAGAGGCAGUGGACAGCGAGUUGAAGAUGCUCCUCAUAGAACUUGAGCAGAACAAGUCCAGCCAGUUCAGUUAUGCCAUCAAAACUCUUGCAACAGACCGCAUCGCCUUCCGCGCCUUUCGCAUAGUCCUCACCAUAACCCUGGCCCGAGAGUUAUGCGGCUGCCUCGCCGUUCUCCACUUCGCCUCCAAGAUCUUCAACGAGGCCAACCACAGCGGCAGUUGGGUGCUGACCGCCAACCAGCAGGCGGCGGUGCUGGGCGCUGUGCAGCUGUUUGGCUCUGUCACUGCUUCCACUUUGGUGGAGAGGACUGGGAGGAAGCCGCUCCUAGGAGUGACAUGUUUCGUGUCCGGCGUGGCCAUGUGUCUCCUGGGCGCCUGGUUCGCCAUGGGCGGCGGCGGCUGGCUGCCAGUGGCGGCGCUGUGCCUCUGCAUCUACUGCGACGCGGCCGGGCUGCAACCAGUGCCGUUCGUAGUGAUGACCGAGAUGUUCUCCUUCCAACUCCGCGGCACCGUGACCUCCCUAGUCAUAGCCUUCGCCUGCGCCCUCGUCUCCAUCGAACUUCGCUUCUUCCACCCUCUCUCCGAACUGGCCGGUCUCCACACAGUCUUCUUCUUAUUCGCUAGCGUUUGCCUCGUCAGUACCAUUUAUAUCGUCGUCUGCGUGCCAGAGACAAAGAUGAAGACCAUAGACGAGAUCUACGCUAGAAUUGGAGGGAAAUUUCAAGAUGGCGGAAAGGAAGAUGGCGGGAAAGAUGGCGCGAAGCGGGGAUGCGAAGCGCCUGACAUAACGCGGUUGUAGUUUAAUUUUUAGCCUAAGGAGGAAUGCCUAUUCUAAACGAAGUUUAGUAGAUAUCUAGAAGUCAGUAAGUCUAGAAUCAGAAGUUGUAUCGAUUAAGAUCAUUUCGCCCCUCAAGUUAUCUUGUAGAUAGGCCUUAAGACAACAUUAAGAACCGAUUUUAGGACAAGUUUAAAUAUCAG